AAAAGAGGGCGUUGAUGCGCGGCGUUUUGACAAGGGGGGUGCGUCCUACGUCAUCUGAACCACUCGAUUCCAAGGGAUUUGAUCCUCACCGAAUGAUCGUCCCGCGGUCGCCUGCAGCGUGGAAACUUGCUGAUUCACACACACAACUGCAACCUGCCUGUGUCGGUUAGGUGAUUUGUUGGGUUUU
This is a messenger RNA of Bipolaris maydis ATCC 48331, 187 nucleotides long. The record is from RefSeq and is a predicted model, not a curated record. NCBI's taxonomy places the organism in Eukaryota, Fungi, Ascomycota, Dothideomycetes, Pleosporales, Pleosporaceae.